CCAACAUGGCGGCUGGAGGAGCAGAAGAGCAUUUUGCGAAGAAACUAGCGAAUAACGAUAAGAAAAUCAGAGAUAAAGCCGUGAAUAAACUCAAGGCUUGGAUUAGGAGCCGACCAAAGGAUGGCCCUGGUUUUUGUGAGGUAGAUUUACUUAAAAUAUGGAAAGGGCUAUUUUACUGCAUGUGGAUGUCAGACAAGCCUCUCAUUCAGGAAGAGCUGGCUUUAAAUAUUUCCCAACUCAUAUUCAGUUUUAGGAAUGAGCAAUCAGCUGUCUUUUUUAUCAAAGCAUUUUUUAAAACAAUGCAAAGAGAAUGGCAUGGGAUAGAUCGUCUUCGAUUGGAUAAGUUUUACAUGCUUCUUCGUUUCUUUGUGAAAGAGACUUUCAAUUUUCUGAAAAAAACUGGUUGGGAGGAAAGGUUAGUCUGUGAUGUUGUUCAUAUUCUUAAUGAGGAGCCAAUGAAUCCUAUCAGUUUGAAGGUUCCAGAUGGAAUUCGACUUCACAUGGUGUCAGUGUAUCUCCCUGAACUUACAAGUGUUCUUGAUGAUGAGGCUUCUGCUAGUGCAGUGCUAAAACUCUUGGAUCCUUUGUUCCUGUUUGCAACGCACUCAAGCAACAAAACUGUUACUAGUGCUGUGGGAAAGAGUCUGUUUGAACACCUUGUUCAACAACAGACAGGUGACUCAGAGGAGCAGCAGAAUUCUAAAAUUAAGGUUGAUUUUGCUUCAGCAGCUGACCGAUUAUUUUCCUUAGCAAGUGACAGAAAUAUCCUCGGUAGGAACAGGAAUCAAUUAUUUAACUGGGCUAAACGUCUGAGGAAGGGAUCAACAGUGUUUACCCCUCUGACAGAAGGAGAGCAUGUGGAGACUCCUGUGCAAGAAGACAGAAUCCCAAAUGGGUUCCCUGUUGGAUCAAAGAGAAAGACUGAGGAGCGAGAGUCAUUAGACAAUCAUAGAGACCACAGUCACACCAAGAAACCAAAACAGAAGAAUAAAAAGAUUAAAGUUACUACUGAUAAAAAAGAAGAGGAACUGGAUAAACAUAGCAAUGAAUAUGCUAUGAUCGAUGAUAAGAAAGAGGGAAAGAGAAAAAGAAAGAAUGGGCAAGAUAGUGAAGGUCAUGUUGAGUUGUCAUUUGAAGAAGAAGAAGAAAUUCAUACACAGCAAAACACUGAGCCCAAGAAUACGAGGAAGAAGAAGAAGAAAUCUCUGCUUGAGAAUGACAAAAGAACUGUGUUCAGAGAAACUGAAACUAACAGUUUCAAUGAAAAUGGUGAAGAAUUAGUUAAUGACACAAGUGAUGAUACUACUUCAGCUGUAAAUGGUGACACAAUACAUUCAACAGAUAAAAAUGAUCAAACCUCAUCAAGAACUGUGAAAAAGAAGGUUUUGCAUGAAGCCAAUGGUCAUGGCGAGGAGCCCUUUGCAAAAUUUCAGAAGAAUUCCACUCCACCAGCAUUUGUUCGAAGAUUCAGUGCAAAAAUACCAAGCACAGAACGAAGAAAGAAAACUAAUAUGAAGUUUCAACUACCAGGAUCAGAACCUUCAAAGGGAACACAGAAAAGAGUCAGAAUAGAGAUGUCAAAAAACACUUCACACACAACACAAGAUUAUAAACGUAGUUUGAAGGAGAGCCCAAGCAUUCCAUUCGAUGCAGGGAAGACACCACCCCAAGGAUUACUUAAGUCACCACCUAAACUUCAAAGAACACCUGUAGUUAUCAACAAAACUGCUGAGGCAUCCACAGGUUCUGGCCAACUCCAGCAGAAAAAGAAACAACCCAAAAUUGCAAAAAGGCCUAAGGCCUUAGAUUUCUUUUGAUUAGACAAUAAUUUAAUGUGAACUGAAACUCUCAAAGUAUCAAGUUGGGCAGAAUUUUAAAAUGAAAACUUACAGGAUAUUUAUUUUAUGCAUGUACCCUACUAAACAUCUUCUCUUUGGUAAUCUUACAAAGCUUACUCCAGGGCUCGACAUUAAUGGUAGCCAACGAGCUACAGACUAAUAGAAAUUCAGUUUUGGUUAGUGGUUUUCAAUCUCCACUAGCCAGUUUGGCUGAUAAACAAACUGAAA
This is a messenger RNA of Stylophora pistillata, 2066 nucleotides long. RefSeq lists its product as uncharacterized. The record is from RefSeq and is a predicted model, not a curated record. NCBI's taxonomy places the organism in Eukaryota, Metazoa, Cnidaria, Anthozoa, Scleractinia, Pocilloporidae. Gene Ontology annotation, cellular component: nucleus; preribosome, small subunit precursor. Gene Ontology annotation, biological process: rRNA processing.